UUGAUAAAUAAAUUAAGGCACGCCCUGUUUCCGCUCCGAUCGGAAAACCCUAUAAACCCUCGAAAUCUGUUUUUCAGUUCUUUUACAUCAACGCAAAGAUGAGUACACCGGAAACCUCCAGAGAACCAUGCCCGGAUAGGAUCUUGGACGACAUCGGUGGCGCUUUCGGCAUGGGCGCCGUCGGCGGCUCCGCUUUCCACUUUCUAAAAGGAGUCUACAACUCACCAACAGGCGAACGUUUCAUCGGCGGGACACAAGCCGUUCGUAUGAACGCACCACGUGUCGGUGGCAGCUUCGCCGUAUGGGGUGGUUUGUUCUCCUGCUUCGAUUGUACCAUGGUCUACGUACGCCAGAAGGAAGAUCCAUGGAACUCGAUUAUCUCCGGCGCCGCCACCGGAGGUUUCCUCCAGAUGCGCCAGGGUUUAGGCCCCGCCACUCGAUCUGCAGUUUUUGGGGGUGUUUUGUUAGCCCUAAUUGAAGGAGCUGGAAUCAUGCUUAAUAAGUUCCUUAGCGCACAACAGCCUCCACCGGUGAUGAUCGAAGAGCCACCAUCUCAACCACCUCAGAAUAUGCCUCUAGGGCUCCAGUUUCCUAAUCAGAGCCAUCCACCACCUGCUGAAUCAUCACCAUCAUCGACAUCGUGGUUUGGUGGGUUAUUUGGUGGCAAGCAAGAGGAGCCAAAUCAGAAGGUCAAAACUGAAGUUCUGGAGAGUUUUGAUUCGCCGGCGCCUCCUUCCUUUGAAUUCAAAUGAAUCUGUGAGACCUUAUUUUCAGUCAUUUGAAUAAUUUUUCAAUGUUAUGGAAUCUGUUGUAGAAAUAAAAACUUGUUUCGAUCAAAUAAUUUCAUACCAUAUUGAGUUUCAGUUGAAAAA
Molecule: messenger RNA, 872 nt
Organism: Lactuca sativa (garden lettuce)
Lineage: Eukaryota; Viridiplantae; Streptophyta; Magnoliopsida; Asterales; Asteraceae
Product: mitochondrial import inner membrane translocase subunit TIM17-2
Biological process (GO): protein import into mitochondrial matrix
Cellular component (GO): TIM23 mitochondrial import inner membrane translocase complex
Molecular function (GO): transmembrane protein transporter activity
Source: RefSeq, a predicted model, not a curated record